AUGUCAGUAAAAGUAAUCGACACAGAACGAAUAUCGGACUUUCUCACAGACUUGAUGAUGUCUGAGGUGGACCGCUGCGGGGAGAACGAGCACCUUAUUUUCAGAGAGAACACACUGGCCACAAAGGCCAUAGAGGAAUACCUCAAACUGGUUGGACAGAAGUACCUGCAGGACGCCCUCGGUGAGUUCAUCAAGGCUCUGUAUGAGUCAGAUGAGAACUGUGAGGUGGAUCCGUCCAAAUGUUCAUCAGGAGACCUACCGGAACACCAGAGUAACCUGAAGAUGUGCUGUGAGCUGGCCUUCUGCAAAAUCAUCAACUCAUACUGUGUAUUUCCCAGAGAACUGAAAGAGGUCUUCGCGUCAUGGCGGCAGGAAUGCAGUAACCGCGGCCGACCGGACAUCAGCGAGCGCUUGAUCAGCGCGUCUUUGUUCCUGCGGUUUCUCUGUCCUGCCAUCAUGUCGCCGUCGCUUUUCAACCUGAUGCAGGAAUAUCCCGACGACCGCACGGCACGCACGCUCACGCUCAUCGCUAAAGUCACCCAAAACCUGGCCAACUUCACCAAAUUUGGUAACAAGGAGGAGUACAUGUCCUUCAUGAACCAGUUCCUGGAGCACGAGUGGACAAACAUGCAGCGCUUCUUGCUCGAAAUCUCAAACCCAGAGACAAUCUCAAACACGGCAGGCUUUGAGGGAUACAUCGACCUCGGCAGGGAACUGUCCACUCUGCACUCCCUCCUCUCAGAGGUGGUGUCUCAGAUGGACCAGUGUGGCGCCUCCAAGCUGGGUCCGCUGCCCCGGAUCCUGCGGGAAGUGAACACAGCUCUGUCUAACCCCUCAAGUGUCCAGAUGACACCUGGACAGUCAUCAGAGCAUAUGAGCUCGCCUCCUGCUGAGGCAAGCUGCAGCAUCUCCACGGGUCUGCAGAAGAUGGUCAUAGACAAUGACCUCUCAGGCUUGGUUGACUUCACCCGGUUACCCUCCCCCACCCCGGAAAACAAGGACAUAUUCUUUGUGACACGGAGCUCAGGGAUCCAGCCCUCCCCAGCACGCAGCUCAAGCUACUCAGAGACCAACGAGCCAGACCUUGGCAUGGCCAAUGGCAGCAAGAGUCUGUCCAUGGUUGACCUCCAGGACCCACGCAGUCUGGAAGGUGGCCCAAGUCCUGGCACCUCAGACACCUUGGGUGAAGGGCCAGGCUCGGGUGGGGGCUGGUCGGCCAGAGUCCCACAAGGCAACAUCCUUGGGGGUCCCACCCUGAGGAGGCAAGGCCAGACCCCAUCCACACCAGGCGCAGAAAGUACACCAGGUCGACCCGCCCAACUACUUGCCCCCCUUUCCUUCCAGAAUCCAGUCUACCAGAUGGCGGCCUGCCUGCCCGUCUCCCCUCGUGGAAUGAACGACUCGGGCUCAGAGUGCCAUAGUUCUGUCAGUUCCCAUAGCAACAACGAGGAGGCACCAGCGAUGGGGAAACACACCUUCCUGAACCACAGUGGUGGAGGAGUAGGCGGAGGUGGGGGCAGCAGCGGAGACGAGUACACCAGGCGUCCAGGGGAGUAUAACCGCCGACAGCUGUCCCUCACUGAGACACAGCACCAGCCCACCGUCCCCAGACAGAACAGCGCCGGUCCACAGAGGAGGAUAGACCAACCGCCACCUCAGAGCAUUACCCGAGGCCGCACACCCCCGAAUCUGCUCAACAGUGGACCUUACCCCCGACCUUCCUCUGGCAGCAUGAUCACGUCAUCCCCUGACUGGCCCGGCAGUGGCGCUCGGUUACGACAGCAGUCGUCUUCCUCCAAAGGUGACAGUCCUGAGACCAAACAGAGGGCUCAGCACAAACAGGCCCCCUCCCCUGUGAACCCAAGUGCGCUGGACCGCACAGCAGCCUGGCUAUUGAAUAUGAAUGUGCACUAUUUAGACCAUGAGCUGAUGGAGCCUGAGUCACUGAGAAACAGAGAGGAUCUGAAUCGGGUGGACAAGUACCAGCAGGAGAUCGCAGUGCUGCAGGAGAAGCUGCGGGCGUCGGUGCAGAAGCUGGAGGAGUACGAGGCCCGUCUCAAGGGUCAGGACGAGCAAGCGCAGAAAGUGCUGAUGGAGUACCAGGCCAGGCUGGAGGAGUCGGAGGAGCGACUGCGUAGGCAGCAGGACGACAAGGACCUUCAGAUGAAGAGCAUCAUCAGUCGGUUAAUGUCAGUGGAGGAGGAGCUAAAGAAGGACCAUUCAGACAUGCAGGCGGUGGUGGACUCCAAACAGAAGAUCAUCGACGCACAGGAGAAGCGCAUAGCCUCGCUGGACGCAGCCAACGCCCGCCUGAUGAGCGCUCUGACCCAGCUGAAGGAGCGCUACAGCAUGCAGAGCCGCAACGGCAUCUCCCCCACCAACCCCACCAAACUGCAGAUCACUGAGAACGGAGAGUUCAGGAACAGCAGCAACUGCUGAGCCAAACCGAGCGCCGGGCGCCUGCGAGUGUACAGUUAUUCACAGCGGGG
This is a messenger RNA of Solea senegalensis (Senegalese sole), 2489 nucleotides long. Its product is annotated as disabled homolog 2-interacting protein-like. The transcript has 11 exons. Gene Ontology annotation, biological process: regulation of GTPase activity. The record is from RefSeq and is a predicted model, not a curated record. Bases 1 to 2439 code for a protein of 812 amino acids. NCBI's taxonomy places the organism in Eukaryota, Metazoa, Chordata, Actinopteri, Pleuronectiformes, Soleidae.